GAGCACAAAACGCCAGCAGCGCGCCCCUAUGGCAAAAUGGCGGCGAGCGCCACCGCCACACACGAUGGGGCAGCCCGAGAGGAGGCGGGAGCGCCUCCCGUGCGCACCCCGCCCUCGCUGCCGCGGUGCGGGCUGGGAGCUCGGGGGCGGUAGCGCCAGGAGGGACGGUGGCGGCCAUUUUGUGCCUGCCUCGCUCGGCUGUGUGCGGGGCUGCUGUGGGCGUUGCGGCUCCGGAGGGAAGGUCUCGGCUGUCUCCUCUCCGUGUAGGUCGGGGGCACUGCCGCCAUGGGCCGUAAGAAGAAGAAGCAGCUGAAGCCUUGGUGCUGGUACUGUAACAGGGAUUUUGAUGAUGAAAAAAUCCUUAUACAGCAUCAAAAAGCAAAGCACUUUAAAUGCCAUAUAUGUCAUAAGAAACUGUAUACAGGACCUGGAUUAGCUAUCCAUUGCAUGCAGGUACAUAAAGAAACAAUAGAUGCUGUUCCAAAUGCUAUUCCUGGAAGAACAGACAUUGAACUGGAAAUCUAUGGUAUGGAGGGCAUUCCAGAAAAAGAUAUGGAGGAACGGAGGAGGUUACUUGAACAAAAAACUCAGGAGAGCCAGAAAAAGAAGCAACAGGAUGAUUCUGAUGAAUAUGAAGAUGAUGAAUCUGCAGCUUCAACUUCAUUUCAACCCCAGCAAGUUCAGCCCCAGCAGGGGUACAUUCCCCCAAUGGCACAGCCAGGUUUGCCUCCUGUGCCGGGUGCACCAGGGAUGCCUCCAGGUAUACCGCCAUUAAUGGCAGGUGUUCCACCCAUGAUGCCUGGAAUGCCUCCAGUUAUGCCUGGAAUGCCACCUGGGAUGAUGCCGAUGGGUGGAAUGAUGCCUCCUGGGCCAGGAAUACCACCUCUUAUGCCUGGUAUGCCACCAGGUAUGCCACCGCCUGUUGGUCCUCGUCCUGGGAUGCCUCCAAUGACACAAGCGCAGCCUGUUACGGCACCAGGCAUUCUUAACAGGCCUCCAGCUCCUGCUGCAUCGGCACCUACUCCCCAGCCUCCAGUUACUAAACCACUCUUCCCAAGUGCAGGGCAGAUGGGGACACCUGUCACAAGCUCAAGUGCAGCUUCCUCCAAUUCAGAAAGUCUGUCAGCAUCUUCUAACGCUCUGUUUCCUAGCACAGCACAAGCUGCAGCAGCUGUUCCAGGUCCGGUUGGUACUGAUUUCAAACCUUUGAAUUCUACACCUGCAACAACAACAGAACCCCCAAAACCUACAUUCCCUGCUUACACACAAUCUACAGCCUCAACCACUAGCACGACAAACAGUACUGCAGCUAAACCAGCUACAUCUAUAACAAGUAAGCCUGCUACCCUCACAACCACCAGUGCAACCAGUAAGUUGAUCCAUCCAGAUGAGGAUAUAUCACUGGAAGAGAGAAGGGCACAGUUGCCUAAAUAUCAGCGCAAUCUUCCUCGACCGGGACAGGCUGCUUUGGGUAAUCCACAAGUUGGACCAAUUGGAGGUAUGAUGCCACCACAGCCAGGAAUUCCUCCACAACAACAAGGAAUGAGACCUCCCAUGCCACCUCAUGGUCAGUAUGGUGCUCACCACCAGGGCAUGCCAGGAUAUCUUCCUGGAGCGAUGCCUCCAUAUGGUCAGGGACCUCCGAUGGUGCCCCCUUACCAAAGUGGACCUCCUCGACCUCCAAUGGGAAUGAGACCUCCUGUAAUGUCGCAGGGUGGCCGCUACUGAUGCUACUACACACGCUCUAAUAGGUUUUUAGAAGUGAAGUAUAGUAAAUAUGGUUCGUUAAAUUGUGAAGGCGCUGGAAUUACAUGAACAUACCACCUUAAAGGCAAGUUCUGUAACAUUACGUUGCUAUUUGUGAAAUGAUGCCUUCACAGCACUUCAAGUGCUGUUGGACUUCAUGUCCCCAACAUAGUUUGGUGAGGGCUGUAACUGUUCCCAACUACUUGUACAUUUAAGUCUGAACUUGUAACAAUAUUUAAUGUAUUUAGAGUUCCUCCUGUUUCAGGGUUUAAGUAAACUGACCCACUAAGGUCGUGUGACUUUUCUGUACUGUUAUAAACUUCAUUGUAAUAAAAGAAGAGAAAAAUUUAUAUGCCUUUUUAUUCAUGACCAGCUGUGGACAACUGCCUGAAAGGUUUGUACAGUUGCAUGCCAUGGUAGCUAUUGGUGUAGUGAACACAGUUAUUGGUGCUGUUUUAGUAAAAUCUGAAUUCCUUGUGCUAAAAUUAAGUCACUCUUUAGCUGCACGUCUUAGUAGACAAAGACCUGUACACUUAUUAACUGACUCCUCAAAAAUGAGGCUGCAGGAGGCACAUCUUAACUCUUGAUUGUAACUUCUGUUAAUGCAUAUGUUUCUUUAUUUGUGCUUUCUUGACCUCAAUAAAUUUGAAAUGAUUUCUAGUCCUGGCACUUACUUGUAGGAUGUACAAGUGGUUGCUCUAAGAUGCAUCCUAGUGCCAGCUGGGUCCUGUUAGUUCACUCUUCGACUGACUCUUUUUAAUGUGCAAACAUAAAUGAAUUUCAGGAGCCUUUUAGAUGAAGAUUUCUAGAAGCUUAGGUGCAUGUCACAUGGGUGAGUGACUUCCAGUUGAUGUUGUAUUGAAGUUGACCUGCAAAAGAGAAAAAGUAGCUUGACCUUCCCAGUGUAUAAAAAACAGGGGAGCAAGAGUAAUGUGUAAAUGCUAUAUUUUUAUAUGUUCAGAAUUUCAGAUCUCAGCAGAGUCUGAAGGACGAACCAUCAGUUGCAUGCUGUGAUCAGAUGUUGCCUGAGUUUCUUGAGCCAUUUAAUAGAAGUGUCUAGAGUAAGAGACCUUUUUAUCAGUUCUAAUAACAGUUAUUGGAGAGGUCUUCCCUCUGUAAGAGUAGAGUGAUAAAUUACUGUCAUGGUGGUAAUUCUCUGAACGUGUAACAUCACUGUGUUAGUGUGCUGUAUUUCUGAUGAGAAUGAAAAUGUAGAGGCAGACUUUUUGGAGGGAAGAGAAGCAAGAGGUUCCCUGGUCUCUUCACAACAGGGGGAAAAGAAUGGUAAAUUUUUCAUUUGCAGGUCAACUUUAAAUACAUGUUCCAGCCUCAAGCCUUAUCUGUGCACUUUAAUUCGUGGGGAUAUCUCUUCUAGGGUAGGUUAGAAAGGUUAUCAGCAUUUUCGUGGCAGUUUAUGUUCAUAGAUGUUUUGUAGGUGGUGGAGUUUUUUACUUAAUUAUAAUACAGAGCAUUAUGGCUCUUUUUCUUGAAAGUCUUGGGGUUUUUAGCUGCACUGAAGUACUUCAUGUGGUUUAAAUCUGUACUGUCUCUUAAUAAUCCAGAGGUACAGUGCAGCUAAGAUAGUCUCUCAGCUUCAAAUCUGGGGUCAUGGAAUGGCUCAUAAAAGCACUAGAGCAUCUGGUACAGUCUAAUUACAGCUGAAUGGCCUUAGUUUAAUUAUUAAGAAUUGUGAAGUGCUUUUUCUGAAGUGUUUAGCAGUUUUAAGACCAUAACUCCAAGCCUCUAUUGAGAAGCAGUUCUCUCUGAUCACUGAUAUCUGCCGAUCACCUGUCAGAUGUGCAGUAUUUGGCUUGCAAAUGUGCUGAGUGGGCCUUGAUGUCAGAUCUUUCGUUAGCUCUUCAUCUUGCUUUAUACAUGAGUAACAGAUAAAACUGUUUUGCUUAAACAAUGCUUUUAUACUCUGGUUUUCUUCUGUUUUUCUAAUAAGGGCAACUACAAAACACUGGAGAGAUUUUUACAGCGUCUUGCAUUCAUCCUUUUUGUAACACUACAUGUUAAAUUAAUAGAUUAUAAAUUGAUCUUAACUUCUGUUUUUAAAACUGUAGAACUUCUUGCUUUUUCUGAAGGUCACAUUGCUGCUGUAAGGAUGCUUUCCCCUCCUGCCCUUAGUGAAGUAAAUACCUUCUCCUUUUGGUGUCUUUCCCUAAUUUUCCAUAUGUUGUUUUCAGACCCCUACUUUUCCUGGGAGAAAUACUUGAAAAGCUUACUGCAUGUACUCUUAACUCAGCAUAUUCUGCAAGUUGUAUUAAUUAAGAGUUCCCCUCUUUUAAAUAGUGAAUGUCUUAUUGUUCCAAUAAUAGCACCAUUUUGUAGCUAAUAAUACUGCAUAGAGUUAGAGCUUGGAUGCAUUUUAAGAUUGAACUUUCCUUAGUGAUGUUAUAAUUUCUCAACAAAGUACUGCCACAUAUUAUUCAUAUGGGACUCUGAUAAUCUUCAACAAGCAGGUGGAGGAUUUUUCCAUGAUUUUUCAUGUGGAUAUGUACUUUCCUGCUCCUGUCAUUCCUGUGCUGUAAGAGCUGUGAUGUGGCUAUCUUUAGUUACUCUUGUGUUUCUCGUGUGUGCUCUUCUGCAAGCAGGCGGGUAUUUCAGUGCAUAUGUUGUCUGUUGGUCCUUGCCUUCAUUUCUUUGGAUACUGCUUCUUAAUGUUCAGAGAGUUGGAUUUAUGGUGCAUUUUCCCAAAAAGAGGAAAACUACUUGGAAUGUCAUAAUUGUUUGUAUAAAGACUAAGGCUUGCUUUACAGUACAAAGUUUAAUCAACAUGGUUGUGCCAGCAAAAUCCCUGAUGUAACACAGCCAUGCAGACAGGUUUUUUGCUUUAGUUAAUCUCUCCCUGGAAAGAAAUUGCAGAAGCCUUUCGGAUUACAGAAAAAGCAUCUCUUUUAUAUUUGUUGAAGUGCUCUAGUGAUACAAUUUCAUAAGCAGAACCUAUAUUUUUCAGUUGUUGCCAAAAUUUGCCAUGGCAGAUAUUGCAAUAGAAUUAAAACUUGCAAGUGGAUUUUGAUCGAUCCUAAAUUUGGAAUGUAAUGCAAACAUUGAAUACAAAAAACCAGGCUGAAAGAAAAUGUUCAGGUGGGAAAAUGUUUAGCAACAUAUUUGGAGUUUAUGGCAUCUAGAACGUGUUUAAAAGGUUCUAAAUUAUUUUAUGUGUGGUCUCUCAAUAUCAUUAUGAGAAGUCAAUCUCACGUCUGAGUUUUAGAGCAAAGGGGGUGAGACUGGCAUGAGAGAACCUUGCGAAAGCCCAGGCUUCAGAAACGUUCAUACGACUGUUUGAUGCUGCCUGUGGAAUAUCUUUCUGCCUUUGGCAAAGGUUGCUUUAAAUAAAAUCUUUAAAAUUUAGCUGGCUUAUGUAGACUAAAAAGGGCUUCAAAUUCUUCUACAGAGGAGAUUUUUAGGUGCUGAUAAUAAAUUUGAGGCUGGGAUGUAUAUCUUAUUUCAGUGGAUAACUAUUCCUUGCUCUGUGCAUGCAUGAGAGAAUAUAAACAAGCUUCUAGAAACUGCAUCUGCCCUCUAUGGUUUACCUGCAUCUGCCCUCUAUGGUUUCUGCAAUUAUUUUAGCAUAUGGAGCUCUUGAACAGUACUUGCAUAGAACCAUAUAACUUAUUUUCUUAAAACUUGGAUAAAAUUGAAUAGAAUGUAUAACCUGCAGUUACUUUAUAGGAAUCAAAGAAUUCUGUAAACAAGAUAAAAAUAAAAUACCAAGAUUACUUCAGUUUUAUAAAGAGCAAGACUCUUCAGUUAAAUUGGGACUCUGAUGUACCAGUCCAUGAGCUGGGGCUACAAUUUAAAGUGGUAACUAAAGACACUUCAAAAUAAUAGUAAACGUCUUAAUAAUUGUACUGGUCUAGCUUCUACAUAAGUACUAAGGUGAGGGUGAACAUUUCCAGUGGCUGGUGGGAUCUUUAACUCUACUUUUUGUGAACUAGUACAGUAAAUACUAUCAGUUAUGGGAGAAGUGCCCCAAGACAACUGACUUAGUUCCAUUGAUCAAGAUACAAAGCAAAACAAACAGUCCAAUCCAGAAAUAGCUACCGACUGUAAAUCUGGGCCGAACAAAAUAGGUGCUAUAGCAGUCAUUUGGUUUGCUUGAUCACUGGAAUUCUGUUAACUUUGAAUGCAUGUCUUUCACUUAAUUGGGUCAUGUUUUUUCUAAAAUUUAAAUUUUUCUUCUUCCUAUAGCCCUGCCAUAGGACAGGCUGAGGCAGAGUCUCAGUGUUGCCCUGUUCAGUCUGAGGCAAGUGGGAUUUAUUUUAUUCAUUCUGGGGGCUUUCACAGCUUUAUGGCUGUUGGAUAUUUAUGUCCCCAAACUUGCAGCAAGUUUGGUGAAGGCCCCUAAAUUUAUUUUAAUUUAGGUUUUUUUUUUAUUCUCUUUUGGUAGAUGGGCUCUAUAUUAAUAUUUAUCUUUUAUCAUUGUGUUUUUAAGAGUCUUAGGGGGAGGGAACAUGUUUUAAGAUGUUUGGGUACCUUUUCUCUUACCGGAGCGCGGUUCCUUCGCGGCUGCUCAGGUAGUCCUUCAGCCACACUGCCCUCUCCCCCUCUUCCCCUGCAUUGCAUUUGUGCUGUAUUCGUUUUGGGGUUUGGUAAUGUGACUUUGUGUAGUCUCUGAACUGGUGUCAUGUAAAUAGCAAUCACUAAUGCUUCCUCUUCUGAGGAGAUGUAUCUCUUAAAGUGCUUAAAAUACUUAGGUUUUAACUAGUAAGUGACAUUUAUAGUCACAAAAUUCUGUAGCCUAAAUUAUAGAGUACAGUUUCUCUGGAGGAGGUUUAAUACUGCUGCAUAUGUGAGCUGCACCGCAACAAAUAUUAAUGUAGAGCCCUAUGAAGGAAUAAGAGGUUCAAGUUGGUAAGGUAGAAUAGAAGAAUGAGAAAUGGAAGCUGCAGAUUCUUCAGUUCAUCAGUUUCAGGGAAAAUCUCUUCCUCAGUCUCUCAAACACACCAAAUGUGACAUUGCAACAAUACUGAAAGUCAUGGUGCUUUUUUUAAACCUUGUGGAAUUUUGUUGCAUAUUCAAAAUUUGCUUCCAUAUGUACUGAUGUGAAGUUCCUUCUUUCACACAGUGACUAGCAAAAAAUUGUACCCUUUGUGAAGGAACAUGAGCUUUAGUGUUGCUGCUCACUCUUUAAGAUGUAUUGGCUUUGAAUGCUUGAGGUUGCUUAAAGGCAGCUUCAGCUUCAGAAGAACAGGUUGUGUCCACAGAGGUCAUGCAGCCUGUCAGCAGUGAAAUAGAAAACUAACAAAUUUGGGGUCUGGUUUUAUAACUUCAUAAUUUUUUUGAGGUAUUUUUAAAGUGUGUGGUGUUUUUUAAUGAGUGUAGACUGCUUCAUUAAGAUUUUGCUAAGCAAUGACCCCCAUUGUGAUUUCCAGUAACUUUAAUUAAAGGAUAGAGUUGAGAUUCAUAGUUACAAGAGUGUAUUUCACAUUCCUGUUUGUACUCUGCCCUUUGCAUUUUUCCUGUAGAAGCCCCCCCCCCCAACCCCAGCUAGUCCAGUCUGACUGGAAAACUGGCAUGUCCUCUGUUAAUGGUUUCAAAAUGAUUAUUGAGCAUGGUGUUGCUUUUCUAAUUCUUGUUGUGGUGCUACCCUUGAUCACAGUGAAGAUGAGAACAACACUUGAAGAUACGCUACUGCAACUAGUUAUUACUUUCACGUGUUUAGUCUAUGGGAGCAUUUUGCUUAGUUCUCGGUUCCCUAGAAUGUCUGAGGAAACUGAUUAACAAAAAAGCUGUAUGGCUUGUAUUUCUUGCUUUUAACUAUCUGAAUCUCUUAGAAACUCAAAAAGAAACCCAGGCAAAUCUCAGAUAUCUGAUGCUGAACUUCGUUAUCAGUUUCCAUUUAAGACUGAUGCAACAUUAGGUAGUUUUUAUCUGGCUUCUCAUAAUCAGCUUGCCAUCAAGCACAGAAAGCUGAAAUUCAGCUACAUCUUGUGUACAGUGACAUACCCUACUUGGAUCCACACUUGGGUUAUAUUUCAUAAAUUGGUACCCUGGUGAGAGCCAAAAGUUUCCAGUUCAGAGCCAUUGGAUCUGUUUUUGUUGAGGAUAUCUAGGUUUGACAAACUCAUGGAAAAAAUGUCUCCAGAUGCAGUUCCUGUUUUCACUGUGUGUAAGCUCUGUAUACUAAUACUGAGGAGCAAAUGAACCAUUUAUUUGAGUUUUGGCAUGUUUUGUGAGCAAACCAGCAUUUCUCAGCAUGACAUUGCUGUGCGUAUUUUUUUCUUGAAGCUGCUUAUAGACAAUUCCAAGAUUAAUUUCAUGCUGUCUACUUAUGAAAGAUGCAUUUGACAUUAAGACAAUUCCACAGUGUGUCAUUGUAUGAAUUACAGGGGUUUUGACUCUUGAGUUUUCCUGCUACACUGCAAAUGCCACUUCUAAUUUCUGGUGGGUAGUUCACACAUGCUUCACUUCCAUCCUUUGCAUUCCUGUCCUUUCUCCAAGUCUCUAAAGGAUUGGACAGGAGCGGGUUUUGGUUUUGUUCCCUCUUUGGGAGCUGGUAGCUUAGGCAGAUUACAUUCAUGUUCCUCUGAUCUGUUACCACACAGUGAUGUUUGUCCCUAAAUUUGCAGCAAGUCAUGAUGUGAAUUUUUCUUUCGCUUUGUGUUUUGCCCUUAAAGAUCCAUGCGCAAGUAAGUGCUGAAGUCUUUCUAGUCACAAGGAUGGCAUAUUGGCUCUGUGCUCUUUGCUGGGAAUAUCUCCUCAGCUAUUAGACCAGCUGGCCUGUCAUCAUGAAAACAAUCUGUAAAAGCCUCAUCCAGUGCAAAUGGUUCACAUUUUGCUCUUUUUGUGAAGUUCUGUUAGUGACAUUUUCCUCCCUGCCUCCUUGUGUGGAUCUAAGGGGGUUAGUUGAACAAAA
Messenger RNA from Strigops habroptila (Kakapo), 8611 nucleotides. It is a transcript of the gene ZNF207, whose product is annotated as zinc finger protein 207. The coding region runs from base 286 to 1728 and encodes 480 amino acids. Gene Ontology annotation, cellular component: nucleus. Lineage: Eukaryota; Metazoa; Chordata; Aves; Psittaciformes; Psittacidae. The transcript is spliced from 12 exons. The record is from RefSeq and is a predicted model, not a curated record.